CGCGUCGCCGCUGAGGUCUGAGCCGUCGUCGAGGCCGCCGCCGCCCAGCCCGGAGCCCCCCGCGCCCCGCGGCACGGCCAGCGCCCGCCAUGUCGGCCCAGGCCCAGAUGCGGGCCCUGCUGGACCAGCUCAUGGGCACGGCCCGGGACGGUUCAGUGUAUCUUUGCCUGCCUACAUCAAUCUGCAAGGGAGUUGCAGAAAAGCCUCAUGUUCAUCGAGCCGAGAUGAAACCAGACAAAGGGUGAAGUUUACAGACGAUCGUGUUUGCAAGAGCCACCUUCUGGAUUGCUGUCCCCAUGAUAUCCUUGCAGGAACACGAAUGGACCUGGGAGAGUGUACAAAGAUCCAUGACUUGGCACUGCGUGCAGAUUAUGAGAUUGCAAGUAAAGAGAGAGACCUGUUUUUUGAGCUGGAUGCGAUGGAUCACCUGGAGUCCUUCAUCGCAGAGUGCGACAGGAGAACAGAACUGGCCAAGAAACGUCUGGCUGAGACACAGGAAGAGAUCAGUGCUGAAGUGUCUGCAAAGGCAGAGAAGGUACAUGAGCUGAAUGAAGACAUAGGAAAACUCCUAGCUAAAGCUGAGCAGCUGGGAGCUGAAGGAAAUGUUGAUGAGUCUCAGAAGAUCCUGAUGGAAGUGGAGAAAGUCCGAGCGAAAAAGAAAGAGGCAGAGGAAGAAUACCGAAAUUCAAUGCCCGCAUCCAGUUUCCAGCAGCAGAAGCUCCGUGUGUGCGAAGUCUGUUCAGCAUAUCUGGGUCUCCAUGACAACGACCGUCGUCUUGCUGACCACUUUGGAGGCAAAUUACACUUGGGUUUUAUUCAGAUUCGUGAGAAACUGGAUCAGCUGAGGAAAACAGUGGCAGAAAAGCAGGAGAAGAGAAACCAGGAUCGUUUGAGGAGGAGAGAGGAGAGAGAACGAGAGGAGAGAAUGGGCAGACGUGCUCCAACAGCUCUGUGGCUGUGUAAAUGGAACACCUCUGCGAGCCUGUACACAGUGGGGAGACAGGAACAGUUACAAGAGUCUGGAUCAAGAAAUAGAGACCGUCGAAGAUCACGGUCUCGGGAUAGGAGGCGGCGACGCUCGAGGUCGGCUUCCCGUGAGCGGCGGAAGUCUCGCUCCCGGUCCCGUGACCGACACAGACGCCACCGGAGCCGCUCCCGCAGCCACAGCAGAGGUCACCGGCGGGGGUCCAGAGACAGGAGUUCAAAACACAAAUCUUCUAGAGAUCGAUCUUCAAGAGAAAAGUCACGAGACAGAGAGAGGAAAGAGAAGAGCUCUUCUGAGAGGCGGCACGAGAGCACAAAUGGCAAAUCUCGUUCCAAGAGAUCAGAAGAGAGAGAAGCUGGCGAGAUCUGAACUCAAAUGAUCUGUGUUGCACUGUAAAUAGUCUGAUAAAACAUUCUACACAAAGCCUAAAUUCCCCAUUUAUAUUUACUGAAUACAACUCAUCUUUUGUAGUUUGGAAUUUUUAUUGUUUGGCAGAUAGCUGUGAGUUUGUAGAGACAGAGUUACGUACUGUUUAACAGGAUCUUGUUUUAGUAGGAAUCAAUAAAUCUGGACGGAUCGUUUCCAAUUCAGGCCUGUGGCUGCCACACUGUGUUUGUCUGACCCAGUGACCGCGGCCACCUCUGCAGCGCUUCAGCCCUUCCCUAAAGAUCUCCCUGACCUUCUGUGAGCACACCAGUAGCACUGGUUCUCAAUUAAUUUCUCCUUCUGUUUAUAUGAAAUUCAGAAGUGGGUUUUUUUUUUCCUUUUAGCGCUUACCUCUUUUUUUACACCUCCAGCAUUUUGAGAGCUGCCUUGCUACUGCAGCUAAGUCAAGACAGACCAAAUUUGGCCCUGAUCUGCCCAUUUUGAAAGCUGUAAUCUUUUGUGAGGAUGACCAGAUGAUCUGGAGCACAUUUUUAAGAGGGGCUCAAGUCUGGUUUAAGUACUUGUCCAGUUCAGAUACAAACAGAACAGUGCAAAAUCAGGGCCAGUGUCUUCAGUAGCGGGGUACAGACCCAGCCUGCCUGUUUUCUGUGCACUCUGGAGUCAGGGCCACUUCCUGGUGUUUUCUGACUUGCGAAAAAAAACAUCUGUGUAUGUGUUUUAUCCAAGGCCAGGCAGGCAGAAGGUGGCCAAGAAGCAGAGGUGACUGGGGCUGGAGUAAAGGCCAGGGCCAGGGUGAGGGAAGGGAAGGCUGGAGCUGCCAGCAGCGCACUGCUGUACCUGGGACCUCAGCACCAACGUGUGGAGGAACUUUGCAUAUUGUAACUCUCUUGUUUGUAACUAGGUUUAUUUUGCAGUGGGGAGGAGCCCCCCCCGCUGUGCCUGACACAGCCCGGACCCCGGACCGGUGCUCUGUGAGUAACGCACUUGCUGCCAGCCGCGCUGGGCGCUGUCGGGGCACGGGGCUGGCUGCUGCUCCUCAACUCGCUGAGGCCGGUGUCACUAAACACUGCUCUCUCCUAACGCGACCUAGAGCGUGACUGUCAGCCUGUGCUCCGGCCGUGCCCGGUGCGGGGGGUCCGGCCGGUGCUCGUCCCUUCCCGUAAAGCUGCUUUAACAGUUUCGGUUCCCCGCGGCCUCCCCGCGCCCCCUCGGUGUUAGUCCUUAGUGCAUGCGACCCCAUCCCUGUUGUUUUACAUCUAACCUGCGGUUCGCGUAUUGUUUUGUGACCCCCGUGCCGGUGCGGGGGGGGCGGCGGGGCGCUCUCGGGGUGUCUGUACGUGCCUGUGCUGUUCUCUCCGGUCUGAUCGCAUUAAAGACUGUGUUUGUGGCUCUCACC
This is a messenger RNA of Melopsittacus undulatus (budgerigar), 2768 nucleotides long. It is a transcript of the gene LUC7L, whose product is annotated as LUC7 like. Gene Ontology annotation, biological process: mRNA splice site recognition. The record is from RefSeq and is a predicted model, not a curated record. The transcript is spliced from 12 exons. NCBI's taxonomy places the organism in Eukaryota, Metazoa, Chordata, Aves, Psittaciformes, Psittaculidae. Gene Ontology annotation, cellular component: U1 snRNP; U2-type prespliceosome. Gene Ontology annotation, molecular function: mRNA binding. The coding region runs from base 320 to 1354 and encodes 344 amino acids.